ACGAAUGAAGUUGGUCCGAAUGAUUUAUGCGUAAAAUAACGUUAACUCGGUCACUAUUAACAAUACAAUAUUUAAUACAGUUAAUAGCUAACUUGUUUUUAGCUUCCAAGCUAACGUUUCUCUGAGUUAGGUUUUUUUAAUAUACUGGUCACAGUUAAUGUUAGCAAUAGCAUGCUUCUGAUAGUUAAUGUUGGUCUUAUAAAACGAUAGCUUAAAUCACUGAAUGCAUGACGUGUUUGUUUAACAUGGGUUAACAAUUUUAACGGGUUACUGUUCGAACUAAAAUAAUGAGCUAGCUAACUUCGGCCCAGUUGCUAAUGGACACCGGGCCUGUUAACUUUAACUAACGUAACAUUAAGCCUAAUUUGCUGCAGUUAACGUUAUAUUCAACCAGCAUAAAUUUGUCUAAUUCGGGCGCCCUAUGUAAUUGCAGUAUAACAUCUAAGUAAUGCAUAGUGCAUGAGACAAAUGGAUGUGUAAGAUAACUCUAACGUUAGUUGAACCAGCCCUAAACUAUGAUUUUGAAUAUAUAUAUAUAUUCUUUGUUAACAGAUACACAAUGCUGUUGCGUGUUCAAUUCAAGGAAGAGCAGAAAUAUGUCAAGGUGUCUGAGCUGACAUUCAACGCUUUCUUGAAAGAAGUGUGUCUAAAAUUCAAGAUACCAGAAAGCAGGCAGCCAGACAUUAAGGUGUAUGACCAAUCAGACACAGAAGUUGACACAGAGGUUUUUGAAGAAAUAGUGAAGGAGUCACCUGGAACUUUGAGAAUCAUGCUGGACAAUGGAGGACAUGGUGCCUCUCAAUCAUCAUGCCCGGGUACAUCUAAGGACACCGUCAUCCUGAAUUUCACGCGUUGUGACCCCAUUGAAGAAGAAGCCGCUGCAGAAGAAAGCCAGCCUAAAAGGCCAUGCCACAUUAACCUUGAGGCAAAAGAGCUGAUUGAAAAAAUCUUAACUUCUAAGCCUGGUGGUGAACGCAUCAUCCAAGAAUAUGGGAAAACUCAAUCCCUGACGGAUGCCACCAGAAGACAGAUGAUCAACAUACUUGCUGCUGAGAUGACAGAAAAACAUGGGACAUCCCCCCCCAAAAGUAUCAGAGUGAUGUAUGCACAGGGGAUAGUGGCUUUGUUUCCCUUUCUAAAAGACCCAUACUCACAACAUGGAUAUGAACAUUACUACGAUCCAGAGAGUGGUUCGGGAUAUCUUGCAUGGCGGUUAAAGACCAUACAAAGAAAAACAGCAGAGGAAAGAGGUGCCUUAAUCAGCAAAUCUCCUAAAGUUGGUGAGCCAGGUAUUGGUCGUCAGCCCUGUACCUUUGACAGAGAGCCAUCUGAUGAGGAUGUGGAAGCAGCUAUUUCUGUUUUGAGACACUCUGCUGAUGAAAAGACUGUCCGUGAGAAGAUGAAAAUGACCUUCAUAUAUCGGCAAGCAAUGGUCAACGAUGAAGCCAAAUCAUCAGAUGUCUUCUCUGUUUUUCCACGAUUUCUGGACACACCGGGACUGAUAGAACAAGAUUUCAGAUUUCUGUUUGGUGAGGUCACGGCCAACAAAUUAUUGGAGAAGUGGCCAACCACUUUUAAAGCAAAAGUAAUAAAAGAAAGCCAUGGACUUGUACCCACCAAAGAACUCUUGGAUUUGAUGCGCAAUGCUGAGUCAGCGGCUGAAGUUGAAAAUGGCUGGGACAAUGAGAUGUCUGCCAUCUUGCUGCUGCUACAUUUGCUUCCACCAUCUGCCCAAGGAAGAAAGAGGCCGGGAAAGCUUUCAGCCUAUCAAGCUGUAGAUCAGCUCAUUAGAUUUCAAAAGGUUGGAAGCAGUGUGCAGCAGCAUCUAGACAACAUCACCAUGAGAAGUCAGCCCUACCUUCUUGCCCAGGGAUCCACACAGAGCACCAUUCACUCCUACUACAUUGUGGUUGACAAGCAUGCCAUUCCAUGCAAGGCAACAGGUUCAGUUGGAGCUUUUGACGAACUCUUUAAAGCCCAUUACGUCUUUGGUACCUCAUACAGUUACUCCCUUAGCAGCUUUUUCACUUUCGUGCAAACAACCAUCUACAACAUCGACAUGGGGGAAACAAAGGAGACUUGCAGAGUUGAGGGCAAGAAUGCUGCGUUAGUUAAGACAAAACCAUGAAGUGUUUUCUUUGCAAAAGUGACCAUGGAAGUCCAAGCAACCUCGUUAAGCACUUUAAGGUCAUUCAUGGGCUAUGUACAGGCAGGACUCUUUUUCUGAAGUGUGGUCAAGAAGGAUGCUCACGUUCGUUUGGUAGUUUUUCCAGGUUUAAGAAAGCAUCUUAAUAAGUGCCAUGGAAGCAGUUCAGUUGAUUCUGUAGAAAAUGAUCUUUCAUAUCCUCAAAGUACCGGCAAUACAAGUAAUGUUUCUCAUGUUGAAGAGUCGACUGAAUAUUUAGAGACUGAAUCACAGUUAUCUUCGCCAUACAUUGUAAAUAGUUGUUCAGCUGUAAUUUCUGAUCUAAAGGCAGCAGGUGUUAGUCAAAGUACACUGAAUUCUGUAGUGAUUUCCAUGGAAGAGAUUGUUCAAGAUAUCCAUCAGCAUGCUAAAGAGACAGUGAUAACGCAUGUAUGUAGUAAUGAAAGAGAAACGGAAAUGUGCAAGAAAGUUGAGGCGUGUUUUGAGGGGUUAGAGAAUCCUUUCACAAUUCUAAAUUCGGAAUACAAGCGAUCAAAAUUUAUGACUGACAAGUGGGAAAUAGUAGAACCAGUUGAAUGUGUGAUUGGUUCAAGAUUUGACACAAGACGAAAUAAAAAGACUGGAACAUAUGAUCAGGUAGUUGUUCAAGAUACAUUCAUGUAUAUUCCAAUUUUAUCUACACUGCAGUCAAUAUUUAAAAGUCAAUAUGUUGCAGAAAUGUUGCACAGCUCAGCUACCAGCGACUCUAGACUGAAAGAUAUUUGUGACGGAUCUUUUUUUAAAAGUCACCCCCUGUUCUCAACUGAGAAGCAGACAAUACAGAUCCAGAUGUUCUAUGAUGACUUUGAGGUCGCCAACCCUCUUGGUCCUAAGCGAGGUAUUCAUAAAUUGGGUGGAGUUUAUUUUACUUUAAGAAACUUCUCUCCAAAAUGGAAUUCUUUCUUAGCUAACAUACACUUAUGCGCCUUAUUUCAUACUCAAGAUGUUAAACGUUAUGGUUUUAGUGAAAUUUUUGCUCCCAUUGUUCGAGACAUUAAAGUGUUGGAGAGUGAUGGUGUUGAGAUUCCAUUAUACAAUGGCUAUGUUCGUGGCACUCUAAUACAGGUUACUGGU
Molecule: messenger RNA, 3259 nt
Organism: Pungitius pungitius (ninespine stickleback)
Lineage: Eukaryota; Metazoa; Chordata; Actinopteri; Perciformes; Gasterosteidae
Exons: 10
Coding region: 473-2128 (551 amino acids)
Source: RefSeq, a predicted model, not a curated record